GCUGUUCACGUGUAUCUCUACUGAUUUCUAUGUGAUGUCCAGCACUGCACAGAGAGAGAUGGAUGUGAACCCAGCGGUGGAAGUCCUGCAUUAACACCAGAUCAUAAAUAUAAAACUCCCAUUUAGCUUUCACUGUCUAUGCUUUCUGAUUUCUCAAUCCGGAUUUGAUCCAACUAAGGCAUGGACACCAGGGCACGGUUAGAGAGUCGACUGACAGAGUAUGUCAAAAACACACUCACUUACAUCGAGACCGUAAGAGUUUUCUGUGACCAAGAGCAGAGCUGGACGUCUGAGAGACGGGCAGAGCUUGAGAAGUUGAGAGACAUCAGUGAAAAUCAUCAUCAGGAGGAAGACCUCGGUGCUGUCCUCACAGACACAUUAGUGGGGCUGAAGAAACUUGAGUUUUUCCUGGAAGCAGUGGAGAAGCUUUCACUGACCUCGAGUCAUGUCUUCAGCGGACAGGUGUUCCUGCUGCAGGGAAAGAGCCCUGAAAGAGUGCAGUCGCUCAUCACAGAUGCCAGGAUAGAUGCUCCUCUCCUCAUCCACUUCAGAAGAGAUGCAGAAACCUUCUUCAGGCCUCUAAUCGAGAACGUGAAUGUCCUGGUCUUCCAGCUACAAAACUACGUCCUCAAAACAGAGCAACUUUGUAGGAGAGUAAAACAUAAUUCAGUCGAGUGUGCAGACAUGUAUAAAUUGAAGACGGAUCAACCUUCAGUGCUGCUCGUUCUGGACGCAAGCGAGGACGAGAUGAAUCUAAUGCUUCAUCAUCUGAACCAGUUGUGUGAAAUCAGGAUGAACCAGGACACACGGCUGGCGUUCCUCUUUCAGGAACAUGCUCAGGAGUUCAUUGCUGUGUUCGGUGAACGUCGCUCGAGUAUGAGACAGUUGCUGUCAGAUCUGGAGGAGACGGCCGUUAAACUGGACUCGAUGAAGAAGGGGGCCAGUAUAUCCACUGUGGUUGGUAGUUCAGUGGGGAUUGCAGGGGGUGUCUUGUCUAUUAUUGGGAUCGUUCUUGCCCCGUUCACUGCAGGAGCAUCAUUGGUUUGCACCGCAUUUGGGGCCGGUCUGGGGGGCAUUAGUGCAGUCAAUACUAUUGUAACAGAGGUCACUGAAACACAAGUCAACAGUCGGCAGGAGCACAAUGCACAAAGUUAUUUAAAGAGUUACAAGGAUGAUAUGAUAAAGAUUGAAGAAUGUUUGAAUGAAGCGGCCAACAGUGAAGGACCUUUAGUGAAGCCUAGAGCAGUGGAUGCUAAGACCAUUUUAACCUGUGUUGGAGAAGGGGUUAAAGAGCCUGUGAAUGUGGCAGAUGCAAUUGCAUCUUUAAGAGUCCAUAAAAUGGAAAAAGCAACUGCAGCAGCAACCGAGAUCGUAAUGCAGGAUUUAAAUACGGUUCGUGAUGUACCGCAGGUGGCUAGAUACCUGUCCAGGACGGAGCAGCUGGCAAACGUCAAGACAUUGGCGACUGUAAAGGUUGUUAGAGGUAUAUCUGGCUUCGUUAAUGCAUUCUUUAUUGGCCUGGAUGGCUAUUUGAUUUAUGAUGGAAUUAAAAGUCUUGCAAACGGGAGUGAGAGUGAGGUCUCUAGGCUCAUCCGCUCCAGGGCAACUCUGUGGGAAUCUGAGCUGGAGGCCUGGGAGAAAAUACACCAUUCCUUAUCCACAGGAAUAAAGACGAUCAGUGAGAGCUGGGAUACAGUGAAGAGACCAUUUCUUCCUUAGUUCAUCAUGACAACUUGAUUUUAGCAUGGUAAUGGAUUUGAAAAUGUUAUAUCUAUACGGUGCUGUGAGUAUUUAAGACACACUGCUGCCGCACAAAUAGCAUAUAAAAUACCCACCAACUGUUCAACUCUCAUCAGUUGUUGUUGUUGUUGUUUUUUGCUCUUGUUGCAACAGAAUUGGUAUCUUAAAUGAUUGGGUCCAUUAUAUUAAUAUAAAUAAGCUACUUAAUUUUUUUCGACUGUGGAAAUUAGAAAAAUAAUUCAGGCACAUUUCAAACAGAAAGUGCAAAAAUGGUCUGAAUAUGUCUCUUCCCGAUCAUUUAAGGUAACUACACGAUGGUGCCGAUGUUGAUGGCAGCUUUAGGACUCUCUGAUCACUUGUUGGUUCAUCUUUUACCGUCCUACAGGCAGAAACUACAAUCAGCUAAACCUGUAUUAAGGACUGUAAAAAGAUGGACUAAUGAAGUUUUGACCUCACUGAUUGGAGUGUUUUUGAACCGAUCUGGAUGAACUCACAGAGACCGUAACAUCAUAUAUCAGUUUCUGUGAGGAUAUGUGUAUUCCUACAAAGACUCAACUAAUUUACAAUAAUGACAAACCGUGGUUCACUUCAAAACUCAGACAGCUCCGUCAGGCCAAAGAAGAUACUUACGUGAAGGGGGACAAUGUCUUGUAUAAACAGGCUAAAUACACACUGGAAAAAGAGAUCAAAGUGGCAAAGAGGAAUUAUUCUGGAAAAAUUCCAGCGACUCAGCAUCACUGUGGAAAAGUCUGAAGGGGAUCACGAAUUACAAGACGAAUCAUCGGUACAACCCUCCCUUCUAUUCAAGAACUGUACUUAUCCAGAGUGAGGAAAAGGGCUGUCAAAAUCACUCUGGACCCCUCACAUCCAGCACACUCCCUCUUUGAACUGUGUCCAUCUGGUCGACGCUACAGAGCACUGAGCACUAGGACGACCAGACACAGGACCAGUUUCUUCCCUCAGGCAAUCCAUCUUAUGAACAGCUGAUAAUAACUGUGGAACACACAAACACAAUUUUUACACUCAUACACUUAUUUAUCUAACACACAUACUUAGUCUACACUUCAAAUCUGCACAUAAUAUACCUGUACAUAUAAAAACUGGCUUUUGUAUAAUACCUGCCAUACAAUUGUCAAUUUGUAUAUUGUUAUUCCUUACUUGUUCUAUUUUUUAUUCUUUUAUUAUUUGUGUUUUUGUUCUGUUGCUGUCAUUCUGCUGCACUGGGGAAGCUUCUGUCACUCAAGCAGAUUCCUUGUGCAAUAUAUAUGCAAUAAAGCUCAUUCUGAUUCUGA
Messenger RNA from Carassius gibelio (silver crucian carp), 3032 nucleotides. Its product is annotated as apolipoprotein L3-like. The record is from RefSeq and is a predicted model, not a curated record. The transcript has 5 exons. The coding region runs from base 181 to 1719 and encodes 512 amino acids. NCBI's taxonomy places the organism in Eukaryota, Metazoa, Chordata, Actinopteri, Cypriniformes, Cyprinidae. Gene Ontology annotation, cellular component: membrane; extracellular region. Gene Ontology annotation, biological process: lipoprotein metabolic process; lipid transport. Gene Ontology annotation, molecular function: lipid binding.